Messenger RNA from Ahaetulla prasina, 1043 nucleotides. RefSeq lists its product as uncharacterized. The record is from RefSeq and is a predicted model, not a curated record. The transcript is spliced from 10 exons. Bases 50 to 763 code for a protein of 237 amino acids. NCBI's taxonomy places the organism in Eukaryota, Metazoa, Chordata, Lepidosauria, Squamata, Colubridae.
CUGACAUCUAACUAAAGUAGGAGAAGCCGUGUGACCCUUUGCGAGUGAAAUGGCUCACUUUGUAAUGAUACACUUACUGGGGCUCUACCUUCUUUGUAUUCACUUUACAAAACAAGACAGCUGUAGUGCCCCAGGUAAUCUUACUGCACCUCAGAUGUUUCUGAACACUUCAUCCAGUGAUGAAGGAGAUGUAGUGUUGGUGAAAUGUAAGUUACUUCCAAUAUCAAAGUUUUCCCGGGUAAUUUUGUGUAAAGAUGGAAAAGAAAUGAAAAUUGAGAAACAAAUUGACAGUAUAUUUGCAUAUAACUUCUAUUACAAAAUAUCAGAACAUGGUGCAGGACAGAUUUCCUGCAUGUUCCAGUUCAAGGAUACCAACAACCAAGUGAGGAAUUCUGGUCUGAGUAACAUCAAAGUUCUAGGUGAUAGACGUCCAUCACAUGUUCUAAACUUAAAAAGUCUUGGAAUUUCAAUAUUUGCCAUUUUGAUGUUGGCUGCAGUAUUCUACUUGUUGAAGGAAAGAGGUGUAAUAAAAUGGAGCUCAACCAAAGACCAACAUGAAUCCAAUAUUGCCAUAGAAAUGGAAAACCAAUCAAAGGACCAACCAACUGAUACUUUAAAUGAGAGUGAUUUUCAUGGCAAUGCUUCACAUACAUAUGCAGAAAUAGCUUCCAAUCAGUUCGGCAGCUCUUAUUGUCAUGCAAAGAAAACUCAAGAGACCCCAGACAUGCUCUACACUUCAGUAACAAAAGUUAAAAAAACAUGAUAUUCCAAGAUUGUGUGAGGAAGAACAAUGAUUUUCAGCUACCAGGGUUCAAUUUUCAAAACAAUCUUGUGACUAUGAGGACAAUAGCAAACCCUUCCAAGUAUUGUCAAGAAAACCGGAAGAAUAUAUUCAUUAGUAACCAGGAUUUGAAUUUGAGUUUUAAUUUAAUCUAUUACAACUCUGUGAAAGCUGGAUUUACUAUUAAAUGAUAAAUGAGCAGAGCACAAGAAAUGCAAAAAUCUAUCUACUAUUUACUAUUGAACUCACCCCAUUCCUAAGA